Paramecium primaurelia is the source of this 1361-nucleotide messenger RNA. The record is from the annotation of a GenBank genome assembly. NCBI's taxonomy places the organism in Eukaryota, Ciliophora, Oligohymenophorea, Peniculida, Parameciidae.
CUCCAACAUCACUUACGAAAAUGGGUACACCACUAUACAUGGCUCCAUAAAUUCUAUAAGGAAAGCCAUUUUCUUCAAAAUCUGAUAUAUGGUCUUUGGGAGUCACAUUUUAUGAAAUUCUUUAUGGUCGCGUCCCAUGGGAAGGCUAAGAUUUUGAAUCAUUUUUUGAAAAUGUCCAAAAAUAAGUAUUUUAAAUAUUUCAUUUAGCCAAUAUCAUACCCUAAUAAACCUUUCAGAUCAAAAGGAGUGAAGGAACUUAUAACUAAAAUGCUACAAAUUGAAGAAAGUGAUAGAAUAUCCUGGUAGGAAGUAUUUGAGUGCUAAAUUCUAAAAAAAUAAGAGCAAAUCAAUCAGCCAGACUUCAUAAAUAUAUUUCAAGAAAAAGGUUUCUUAUUAAUAAUAAUAUCAAGAUGAACUAGGCAAAUCAAUUUUAAUUAAUAAGUGUUAUCUUGAGCAAUAUUUAGUGGCUAGAUAUUUAAUAUAAGAUCAUAUUGUGGUUCUUGAAAAGCAAAAGGAAAUUGCUUUGAAGAGUUUUGGUGAAGUUAGAUCAAAAUCAAUUAAUUAUGAAUAAGAUCUAAAUGUAAAAGUUUUUUCUUUAAGCAAUAGAGUGAAAUUCUUCUUCGUAAUUAAUAAAUUGAGACAAAAAGAAAAGCAGCUAUGCUAAAAUAUUAUAAUUACUUUUUAUUUGAAAGAAAUGUUUCAUUUUUUUUUAAUUUUGUUGCCUAAAAAAUUAUUUUGCUGCAAUAACAAUAAUUGAUGCUGCCUAAUGAAAGUUAUUAUGGAUUACUUUUUUUUAUUGCUAAAAAUUAAUUAAUCCAUUUAGAAAGAGUAAAUGAAUAAUUUACAAAGAAGGUUCAUGAAAAGUUUAAUUAAGAAACAUGGAAUAGUUUUUUAUUAUCUGAAGUAAUAAUAAAUUCAUUUUCUAGGAAUUUAAGAAAUUAAAAUCAUUAAUCUAAAAAGAUUUGAAGUAUUCUUUCGAUUUUUUUUAACAAAUAUCCAACACCUUCAAUAAAACAGUAGAUAUUAAUCUGUUAAAGAAAUAAAUAUCGAAGAAGAAAAAGAAUUUUAUUUUAGAAAUUGAAAAUUUUAAUAACAAUUCAUUCAAAAUUGAUUAAGGUUUUUAUCAUUUGUAUCAUGAAAUUAUUGGAGAUAAUAUUAAAGAACUUAUCAAUAUAAAAAGUUAAGCAAUAGAUUAUAAUUUACUCAUUUUAUAUCUAUCAAUUUGCUUAAAACCCUAUGAAGAAUUCAAAGAGAUUACUUUUGAUUUUGACAUAUUUUAUGAAUAAACAGAAUAACAGAAGCUUAAUGAUAUUUAUGAAAGGUUGUUACAAAAAGGAUUUUAAUUGUAAAUUCUAAUUUGA